CAAUCUCAUUGGUGCGUUGUGGCCGGGCGCCGGUCAAUGAGGGCCUGUUCCCAACCUACCGCCCCUUGGCCACUAAACCGUCCUUUGCUCUGCCCAAGUCCCGAUUAAUUCAGUCCAGUCAGCGAGGCGGGGAGGGAGUCUGGCGAGGGCCGCUUAGAAGCCCGGCCCUCGUCCUCUUCGUGUCCCGCCGGGCGUGCGAGCGGCUCGGGUUCCGCGCGCUGCUGCAGGCCGCCGCGCUGACAGAGCUAAGCGGAGCCGUUACUCAGCACGUCCCCGGCGUUCGAACGGCGGCGGUUGGGGGGGCCUGACGGGGCUGCAGCCCCAGAGGGACCCAGACGCGGUCACGCUACAGGACCAACGUCAGACAGAGGCAGAAUAGAAGAUGAAUAAUCUUUCCUUUAGCGAACUGUGUUGCCUGUUCUGUUGUCCACCAUGCCCAGGGAAAAUUGCUUCCAAACUGGCAUUUUUACCUCCCGAUCCUACUUACACACUGAUGUGUGAUGAGAGUGGUAGUCGCUGGACUCUACAUCUUUCAGAACGAGCAGACUGGCAGUACUCCUCUAGAGAAAAAGAUGCCAUUGAGUGUUUCAUGACUAGAACCAGCAAAGGUAACAGGAUUGCCUGUAUGUUUGUGCGUUGCUCACCUAACGCCAAAUAUACUUUGCUCUUCUCACAUGGAAAUGCUGUUGACCUAGGUCAAAUGAGCAGUUUUUAUAUAGGACUGGGUUCACGGAUUAACUGCAACAUAUUCUCAUAUGAUUAUUCUGGAUAUGGCGCAAGUUCUGGGAAACCAACAGAGAAGAACCUGUAUGCUGACAUUGAUGCUGCUUGGGUGGCUCUAAGGACAAGGUACGGAAUCCGCCCUGAAAAUGUGAUUAUAUAUGGCCAAAGUAUAGGAACGGUACCCUCUGUGGAUCUCGCUGCUCGAUAUGAGAGUGCUGCUGUAAUUCUUCAUUCUCCUUUGACCUCGGGAAUGCGAGUAGCCUUUCCUGAUACAAAGAAGACCUACUGCUUUGAUGCAUUCCCAAACAUUGACAAAAUUUCUAAAAUAACAUCGCCAGUGUUAAUAAUCCAUGGGACUGAAGAUGAAGUAAUUGACUUUUCGCAUGGCUUAGCAUUAUUUGAGCGUUGCCAGAGACCUGUAGAGCCACUGUGGGUAGAAGGAGCAGGCCAUAAUGAUGUGGAGCUUUAUGGACAGUACCUUGAACGAUUAAAACAGUUUGUAUCACAGGAACUGGUGAAUUUGUAAAGUACUUUAUAUAUUUACAUGCUUUUUCAUUUCACUGCAGAACUGCACACUUUGAUAAAUACUAACAUAAAACCUGAAGGUUUUGUUUUCAAAUCAUGUCAGUUGCCUUCAUAAAUGUACAGGUAAUGAUUUGUGAACAUAAGUAAUGAAGGUUUUAAUACCAGUAUUAUAAACUGGAAUAACACGAUCAUGCAGUUCAGCUUCUGUAGUUCGUAUACUAUGUGUGAGUUUUUUCUUUUUAGAUGUACAAAAUAUCACAAGGAGUACUGUAUGAAAUUUUAAUUAUGUAAAAUCAGAUGCUGUAAAAGUGUUGCCAAAUGCUUUAGCAUAUCAAAUUUAUAAAUUUUUUAAACAUCUCAAAAUGUACUGUGACUUAUUCUGUUGCACAGGUGUACACUAAAAAUCAGACUUGUAAACAGCUGUACUUGUAAAAAUACCAAUAGCCAUGAGAUUUAAGCAAAUAUGUAAUGAAAACAUAAACACUCACUGGAAUUGGCCCAGGCCCUGUUUUAUAGGGAGUGGGUCAAAACAAGCUUUUUUUUUUUUUUGUGCUAUCGUGCAUUAUAUCUGAUGUCUUGUGGUUAAUUUGUUUUGUUUUUUAACUUGGAAGAUGAGGUUUAAAUCUGCCCACUCAUCUGUUGCUUAGCUAAACAGGUUAUUCUGUAAAAUGAAGUCCUAAAAUACCACUGUUAUAACAAAUUUCAUUCACAUGCUCACUACUGAGGUCUGACUAAAUAUUUUAGUGGUUUAUUUGAAACCAGUAAGGUAUUUAGAGCUAGUUUUAAAUCUCUAUUCUAUAGAGAUGCAGUAUAUGGAUAGAAGGAAUCCUGGAAGUUUUGUCUAACUUUGUAAUGAACAAAAUGCAAGUUUGCCGUUGUCAGUUCAGGUUUACUUUUGGGUGUUUAUGAGCCUGCAACCUAUUGUUUUUAUUACUGUAUGAGAAUUUUACUAAUCUGCUCCUGAACAGUGAAGGAGAAUGUUGACACUUUUUUGUAUUAACUCUUAGUGAAAUAAAUUUUGUAAGUUGCCUUUCCCUUGAAUGAGUUUUGCUUGAAUAAAACUAUGAAAGAUAAUGACAAACUUAAUUAUAUGUAGCCUAAUUUGUAAACCUAGUAAUCCAACAAUAUGCACUGUGCUUCUAAUUUUAAGGCCUUAUGUAGUUUGUUCUGCUUGUUUUUGUGAUUGUCCAAGACUACUGUGUAAUUAAAUGUAUUAUCAAAUAUUGUGAAUGAUUUGGUUCAGAUGUGUUAACUAACAGUAAAUAAUAUUAUGCAA
Messenger RNA from Gopherus flavomarginatus (Mexican gopher tortoise), 2524 nucleotides. RefSeq names its product abhydrolase domain containing 17B, depalmitoylase (gene ABHD17B). The coding region runs from base 383 to 1249 and encodes 288 amino acids. The transcript has 4 exons. The record is from RefSeq and is a predicted model, not a curated record. Gene Ontology annotation, biological process: protein depalmitoylation. Gene Ontology annotation, molecular function: palmitoyl-(protein) hydrolase activity. NCBI's taxonomy places the organism in Eukaryota, Metazoa, Chordata, Testudines, Testudinidae. Gene Ontology annotation, cellular component: plasma membrane; endosome membrane.